AUGCUACGAGUGGAAGCCAAAGUGGACCAAUGGGACAAAGAGAUGAAAAGAUUCGAGGAAACCAUUCUGUCUGUCUUAGAACAUCGUAGAGACAAAACGGACAAACAACUACAAAAGCUGAGAGAUGAAAUUGAAAAGAUGCAAGAAAGUGAAGCUGGAAAUGCAGUUAUCGCAUUCAAUGCAUAUACAAAAGUCAGUGGGAAAUACCCUUUUCUUCAGGUUGUCAUAUUUCCGGAAGUCCUUCUAAAUGAAGGAGGGGGAUACAAUUCGACGACCGGACAUUUUACUGCACCAGUUGCCGGUCUUUAUCUCUUCACAGCACAUGUAUGCAACCAAGACAAGAUGCCCAUGUCGAUUUCAAUCAUGCAUGGAGGAAACAAAAUUGCUGUUAGCACGGAGUAUGAGGACAAUCAUACCAGUUGCAGUUCCCUCAGUGCACCGGCUAUAAUGGAAGCUAAGGAGCAAGUGUAUGUUACGUCUGCGUACAGUGAAAACUACAUGCGUUAUAAUACACAUCGUUGGCCAUCGUUUAUGGGUGUCUUAGUGCAGCGUCGACAUUAA
This is a messenger RNA of Mercenaria mercenaria, 561 nucleotides long. RefSeq names its product complement C1q tumor necrosis factor-related protein 2-like. NCBI's taxonomy places the organism in Eukaryota, Metazoa, Mollusca, Bivalvia, Venerida, Veneridae. The transcript has 2 exons. Gene Ontology annotation, molecular function: protein binding. The coding region runs from base 1 to 561 and encodes 186 amino acids. The record is from RefSeq and is a predicted model, not a curated record.